Molecule: messenger RNA, 172 nt
Organism: Racocetra persica
Lineage: Eukaryota; Fungi; Glomeromycota; Glomeromycetes; Diversisporales; Gigasporaceae
Source: the annotation of a GenBank genome assembly
UCAAGACCUUACUCAAGACCUUACUCAAGAUUUUACUCAAGACCUUACUCAAAACCUUACUCAAGACCUUACUCAAGAUCUUAUUCAAGAUCUUACUCAAGAUCUUACUCAAGACCUUACUCAAGACCUUACUCAAGAUCUUACUCAAGAUCUUACUCAAGAUUUUACUUAA